This is a messenger RNA of Didymosphaeria variabile, 1935 nucleotides long. RefSeq lists its product as uncharacterized. Gene Ontology annotation, molecular function: SNARE binding. Gene Ontology annotation, biological process: SNARE complex assembly. Gene Ontology annotation, cellular component: lytic vacuole; endosome. Lineage: Eukaryota; Fungi; Ascomycota; Dothideomycetes; Pleosporales; Didymosphaeriaceae. The transcript has 2 exons. The coding region runs from base 1 to 1935 and encodes 644 amino acids. The record is from RefSeq and is a predicted model, not a curated record.
AUGGCUGGCAGCGAACAGACCCCGGCCGAUGAACUCGACUCCCCUCCGAACUCGCGCGAACGACCUUGGCUUCUUCCAUAUAACCGGAAGCUGAGGCAUCUCCAAGGCAUCACCGUCCGCAACCUCACCCUAGCCCCCACACCUUCCCGACCCCGCGGCAAGACCAUUGACGACGAUGCAAUACCAAGCACCCUCAAAUCGCCGACUAAGACAUUGGCGUUGCGCGAGAGUAGGGGACUAAAUCAUUCACGAUCUUCAAGCGAUCUCCAAGGCCACGACGGCAACAAUGACUCUUCCCAAGGUUCAUCGCCAAAGAAGCCGCAAAGGCCCGGCAUAUCGAAAGGGCUACGUAGGAGGAGCACAUUGGAGUGGAUGGGCGCGAACCCUCUGACCAGGCAAAAGAAGCUAGAAGAUAUCACCGACAGUCGCAUGGCCGACACUUUUUUCACGAUCCACGUGGAUAGCCAGGAAGAACCAGUAUAUAUAUCCGAAGUGGCGGAGAGGGCCAUGAACCCCAACUUCCGUUUCUUCGACCUCACGUCGUCCGGCCCCAGUGUCACGCGACUUGACAAACUCACCAUAAAUGUGUGGGCGAAGAACGACACGGACAGCUGGCAACACUUGAUUCACUUCACGGCCCACUUGGGAUCACUACAAUUUAUUGGCAAGACUCUUGGGAACUUCAGACAUCCGUUACCGCAGAAUUGCAUCCUCAUCCAUAUGACGGAUGGCAUUUACACCAGCUUCACCGACAUGCCGGUCGCAGACCAGCUUCGCGCCAACGAUCUCGCGCCGCCGAAGGAAAAUUCCGAGGGCACACUCACGAGCUCUUCAUACGAUGCCAUCAUGCGACUGAACACGCUGGACGAUUGCAUUCAAGACGCGUUGGCGACAAGGGAUCGACUGGCAGAAGAGAUAGAGAAUAUACUAUUGGAGAAUCGAGAAGCAAUUGAUUCUGUGGAGCAAGUGCCGGAGGCUGAAGAACGUGCAAAGACAGUUGAGGCCGCUGUGGUCUCUGAGAGACGCCGGGUUGAGGCUGCCCGGAAAAAGGUGGAGGACAAGAAAGCUAACACACAACGCCGAAGAGAGCUCAUGCAAAAGGGCCGGGAGCUGCAGUCUGAGAAGGAGAAGGAAAUGGUAGAAGAGAGAGCAAAGCAUGUAGCAUUGAAGGAGUCCAACGCCCAGAUACAGGACGAGAUCGCCGGACAACGAAGAAGACUAUGCGAGGACCUCCAAAGUGUAUAUCCGAUCGAACCCGUCAGGGGAAAGGCACUGUUAUUCACUAUCCGUGGUCUUCCGCUACCGAACUCCGAAUUCGAAGACGCCAAAGAGGAUGUGACCUCCGCAGCACUGUGCUAUGUUGCGGAAAUGGUGUCACUGCUAUCGCUCUACUUCGAUAUGCUACUACCGUACCCUAUCAAGGUCAAUGGAUCUACAUCUACCAUUGACGACCCUCUCGCUAUGAGUACCGCCAAGCAUCCUGGACCCCGCACCUACCCGCUGUUUAUGAAAGCCGUAGUACGCUAUCGUUUCGAGUACGGCGUCUUCCUUCUGAACAAGAACAUUGAGAUUCUAUCCAACAAUAUAGGCAUCAAGCCUCUCGACAUUCGACAAACUCUGCCGAACCUCAAGUACCUACUGUUUGUGGCGACAGCGGGCAAGGGCGAGCUGCCUUUGCGUAAAGCGGGCGGCAUCAAGGGCUUGCUAAGGCAGCAGGGUGUACUGUCACGCACAGCGAGCAUGGACAGCACCGGAACUGCUAGCAGCGUUAGUACUGCUGUAGCUGAACCAAAGCCCAGAAUAGAGAUGCGUGCUAAUGGGCGAGAACAGGCGAAGCCAUCCGGAUCCGACGAGAACCAUAUGAGUUUUGUUGGUGGAUUGCAGAAGAAGGGGAACGGUGUUCUACCUGGGAGCCCGCUCAGGGAGGUGGGAUGA